AUGUCCCAUGUAUCAUCGUCAACCCCUGGUGAUGUUUUAUGCUGGCUGUUUCUUAAUUAUCUGGCUGAGCAGAAGCGCAAUGCAGAGUCGGUCAAGGGCAUGAGGAAGAGCGAGCGGCGCAUCAAGGAGCUCACCUACCAGACAGAGGAAGACAGGAAGAACCUGCUGCGGUUGCAGGACCUGGUGGACAAGCUGCAGCUGAAAGUCAAGGCCUACAAGCGCCAGGCUGAGGAGGCGGAGGAACAGGCCAACACCAACCUGUCCAAGUUCCGCAAGGUGCAGCACGAGCUGGAUGAGGCUGAGGAACGGGCGGACAUCGCUGAGUCCCAGGUCAACAAGCUGCGGGCCAAGAGCCGUGACAUCGGAGCCAAGGGCUUGAAUGAAGAGUAG
This is a messenger RNA of Rangifer tarandus platyrhynchus (Svalbard reindeer), 390 nucleotides long. Lineage: Eukaryota; Metazoa; Chordata; Mammalia; Artiodactyla; Cervidae. The record is from the annotation of a GenBank genome assembly.